AGCGGUCUGCUGCCUCCACCCCACAUAUUUAAGGGCCCUUUUUGUGGCUCCGCAGAGCUGACAUGAACAUCUUCACUAAGGCUCCAGGACUAGCCCAACAAACCAGCAAGCUGGGGUCCGUGCUCCAACGUGCCUUCUAUGGGUCCAGUGGGAGGGUGACCCUUUUUGAGCAGCGAAACUUCACUGGGAGACGACUGGACCUGAACUCCGACUGUCCCAGGAUCAGUGACAAGAACUUCCCAGAGAGAUGUAACUCUGUACAGGUGGAAAGCGGAGCAUGGGUCGGGUUCGAGAAUGAGAACUACCGGGGCCGCCAGUACCUGUGGGACAUGUCGGACCGGGGCGAGUACAGUUGCUACGACAAGUGGUGCGCCCAAGUCGACCGCAUCUCCUCCGUCCGCUCCGUGAAACAGGACAAUAACACUCCCAGAGCUCAGCUGUUUGAGCGAGCCGGUUUCUCUGGGAAGAAGAUGGAGAUCCAGGACGACAUUCCCAACUUGCUGGGUCGCUACAACCUGAACAGAGUGGCCUCCAUCCGCGUCCUGGGAGGAGCAUGGGUGGUCUAUCAGGAACCCAACUACAGAGGACCUCAUUACGUUCUGGAGAAACGAGACUACAACAACUUCUCCGACUGGAACAGCCAGAGCAUCACCGUGGGCUCUAUGCGUCGAGUCCGCUUCAACUGAACCAGAACCAACCCAAACCAAACACUCAAAGAACCUGUCAGCUUGAUACACAAUAAAGACUAUUUUAGUAAUGAAAA
This is a messenger RNA of Nothobranchius furzeri (turquoise killifish), 763 nucleotides long. RefSeq names its product crystallin beta gamma X (gene crybgx). Gene Ontology annotation, molecular function: structural constituent of eye lens. Gene Ontology annotation, biological process: visual perception; lens development in camera-type eye. The record is from RefSeq and is a predicted model, not a curated record. Lineage: Eukaryota; Metazoa; Chordata; Actinopteri; Cyprinodontiformes; Nothobranchiidae.